AUGGGAAAGCAUAUCGUGUUUUCAGACAGAUGCCCUACCUACACAGCAAUGGAGCAGUGGUACUCGGACUUCAAUAAAUUCCUCAACCCUGGACUGGUUGGUGCUCUUAAAAUGUUCUUUCUUGAAUCGCUCAAGUCGUUUUUUGCCUGGGUAUGGGACUCAAGUGACUUGCCAGGACGGCCUGUAAUCGAAGCAAGAGAGGUACGCAAACUUCCUGCUAAAACCAGGUAUGGAUGUAACAGCUACUUCAAAGGGAACCUAGUAAAAGUCGUCUGUAUCUACAAAGAAUGUUUCGCCUUCAGCAAGCACGCAUCUGGCGAAAUAUGUGACGUGUUUGUGUGA
Messenger RNA from Cooperia oncophora, 342 nucleotides. The record is from the annotation of a GenBank genome assembly. Lineage: Eukaryota; Metazoa; Nematoda; Chromadorea; Rhabditida; Trichostrongylidae.